Bufo bufo (common toad) is the source of this 1166-nucleotide messenger RNA. It is a transcript of the gene MRPL39, whose product is annotated as mitochondrial ribosomal protein L39. Gene Ontology annotation, cellular component: mitochondrion. The transcript is spliced from 10 exons. NCBI's taxonomy places the organism in Eukaryota, Metazoa, Chordata, Amphibia, Anura, Bufonidae. Gene Ontology annotation, molecular function: nucleotide binding; RNA binding. The coding region runs from base 90 to 1082 and encodes 330 amino acids. The record is from RefSeq and is a predicted model, not a curated record.
CGGGAGGGUGGGUUUAGCCUACGCACCGGUGCACAUGUGUGCUUGUUACUGUCACUGAAUGUCACAGAAACAGUAGAAGCCGGUGCGGGAUGUGGUGCGGAGCGGUGAUGGCGGGCAGCCGGGCUCUGCGGGGCAGGAGAUUUUACUCUGUGGCCACAGCCAAUAAACUGUCUGCAGCUGAAGUCUCUCGGCGGCGGUCGGAGCUGUAUGACCAGGAGAAGGAGAGGCAGUUAUCGCUGAACCUGCGCACCGAGAAGAUCGAGGUGAAACACGUGGGGAAGACGGAUCCGGGCGCCGUGUUUGUGAUGAACAAAGGGCUGUCCACUCCGUUCAACUGCGCCAUGCAUCUAAGCGAGUGGUACUGUGCAAAAUCCAUACUGGCCCUGGUGGAUGGGGAGCUGUGGGACAUGUACAAGCCUCUAACUAAAUCGUGCACCGUACAGUUUCUUACCUUCAAGGAUGAAGAUCCAGUGGAAGUUAAUAAGGCUUACUGGAGAUCCUGUGCCGCCAUACUUGGACAUGUGUUGGAACAAGCUUUUAAAGAUGACUACAUUGUGACCCUCAUCAGGGCUCCGGAAAUACCAGUGAUCUCCGGAGCGUUCUGCUAUGACGUGGUGCUGGACAACCGGCUGGACGACUGGAACCCGACAAAGGAGAACCUCCAUUCGUUCACGAAGGAUGCGCUGAAGCUCAUAAGCAAAGAUUUGCCGUUUGAGUGUUUGGAAGUGGAGGAAAAGGUCGCCAGAGACAUCUUCCAGUACAAUCCGUAUAAGUUGCUAAUGCUGGAAGAAAAAGCAGCACAACACCCCCAGGGAAUGGUAACCUUACACAGAUUUGGUGAGUUUGUGGAUCUCAGUGAAGGUCCCCAUAUUCCCAGGACCAGCUUUUGUUUGCAGUAUGAGGUGACUGCACAGCACCCCCUGUCCACCAUUUCCUCAGAGUAUGUAAGACGCUUCCAGGGUCUCUCCUUGCCCAGACACUUGAAGGCUCAUCACACCGUGUGGAACAAAUUACGAACGAGAGCAGAGAAACCGGUCUCCGAGAAGCAGAAUCAAGAGCCGGAGCCAGAAGCUGCUGUAUAAUUCAGAUAACACAUUGUUAUGUUUUUUUCCCCCUUUUUUAUUUUUUAUUUUUGUUAACCCUCAAAUAAACCGCUUCCCUCUUAA